AAGAGAUGGGCGUGUGAUGCCGUGGUCACUAUGGCGGGAAGGCACUGGAAUCGCAGUCCGGGUUCUGGCAUUUGGUCGCGCUAAAUUAUUACGUCCCUGCCUUAGUCUGGAAAACUGGUAGGGAGAGAUUCUUAUCUUAGUGGAGUGGGGUGGAGAAGGACACCCGGCCCCGGCGCAGCGGAGUCGGGUGGAGGUCCCUGGGGCUGCCCGGCGAGCCUGCUGCCUGGACCCUCCGAACAGGUCCAGGCGCCAAGGAAACUCGGCCCUCACUUUGCCACCACCUCUGCUGGGAAGGGAUCUUCACGGGCCGGGUGCAGCCAGCUCCCUGGGGGGUGGGCGGCGGCCUGGGGGCUGCUAUGGCCCCCAGCCACCUGUCCGUGCGGGAGAUGAGGGAAGAUGAGAAGCCCCUGGUGCUGGAGAUGCUGAAGGCUGGCGUGAAGGACACAGAAAACCGCGUGGCUCUCCAUGCUCUCACUCGACCCCCAGCCCUGCUGCUCCUGGCAGCGGCAAGCAGUGGCCUGCGCUUCGUCCUGGCCUCCUUUGCCCUGGCCCUCCUGCUACCCGUGUUCCUGGCGGUGGCUGCGGUGAAGUUGGGCCUGCGAGCCCGCUGGGGCUCUCUGCCUCCGCCCGCCGGCCUGGGGGGCCCCUGGGUGGCUGUGCGGGGCUCUGGGGACGUGUGUGGGGUCCUUGCCUUGGCCCCUGGCGCUAACUCAGGGGAUGGAGCCCGGGUCACCCGCCUCUCUGUCUCUCGCUGGCACCGCCGCCGGGGUGUGGGUAGGAGGCUGCUGGCUUUUGCUGAGGCCCGGGCCAGAGCCUGGGCAGGCGGCACAGGGGAGCCCCGGGCCCGGCUCGUGGUCCCAGUGGCCGUGGCUGCUUGGGGGGCCGUUGGGCUGCUGGAGGGCUGUGGCUACCAGGCUGAGGGCGGCUGGGGCUGCAUGGGCUACACCCUGGUGAGGGAGUUCAGCAAAGACCUGUGACCCAGGGAGGCUGAGAGUAGGAGGGAGGCAGCAUCGAGCGAUGACCCAGGAAGCAAGGGAGUGGUGUCUGCUGUGUGUCCAGCACUGCUGCAGCGGGCUCAGGGCACAGAGAGGUCUGAGAAUGCCAAGACCCAGCCUGCGUGCAGCCUCUGAGCUGAGGGCCCUCUCGAGCCCUGCUUCCUGUCAUUCCGUGUACACGGGGAGGACUCCCUGGUCUGCCUGGCCUGGACCCACAGGGCCCUCGAGGGACAUACUUGCUCGGAGCGAGGGGCCCAAGGGGCCAGACUCCAUGGGAGCCAGGCGGGGCUGGUGGGUACAGGACUGCAGUCCCAUCUGUUUUUUUACACCCAUUUGUUAAAUAAAGCCUGGAACCGCGG
This is a messenger RNA of Cavia porcellus (domestic guinea pig), 1354 nucleotides long. It is a transcript of the gene Nat14, whose product is annotated as N-acetyltransferase 14 (putative). The transcript has 3 exons. Bases 357 to 977 code for a protein of 206 amino acids. Gene Ontology annotation, molecular function: N-acetyltransferase activity. The record is from RefSeq and is a predicted model, not a curated record. NCBI's taxonomy places the organism in Eukaryota, Metazoa, Chordata, Mammalia, Rodentia, Caviidae.